This is a messenger RNA of Podarcis lilfordi (Lilford's wall lizard), 411 nucleotides long. NCBI's taxonomy places the organism in Eukaryota, Metazoa, Chordata, Lepidosauria, Squamata, Lacertidae. The record is from the annotation of a GenBank genome assembly.
AUGAAGGGGCGACUGUUUCCCCUGACAGAACAUGCCAACGCGUCGUCCGCAGGAUCCUUCUGGCACGGCCCCGCCAGACACACUUCAGACUGCCAAAAGAGUGGCGCAUUUGCCACCCUUAUCGCAGGCAGCCCUCCAACAGGUGGGGCGGAGGAGCCGCACGGAGGCGGCGUGCCUUUGAUGCGCUUUGUCAAAACAUGGAGGGCUCUUCGCUUUGAAAUGCAUCGGCUCUCGGGGCGGAUGUGUGAAAGAAAGAAAGGGGUGGGCGGUGGGUCGCCUCGGACGGUGGAAGGCAGCCUCUUCCAGAGUCAAACGGCCGGCCGCGUCGCUGCCAAAGCCAAGCAAUUAAUUGGGCUCUUGCAAUCGACUAGUCCCUAUGGCGGAGGCUCUGAGCAGCGGAGGCGAAUGUAG